Messenger RNA from Eremomyces bilateralis CBS 781.70, 1230 nucleotides. Its product is annotated as FMN-linked oxidoreductase. The transcript has a single exon. Gene Ontology annotation, molecular function: dihydroorotate dehydrogenase activity. Gene Ontology annotation, biological process: 'de novo' pyrimidine nucleobase biosynthetic process; pyrimidine nucleotide biosynthetic process. Gene Ontology annotation, cellular component: cytoplasm. The record is from RefSeq and is a predicted model, not a curated record. Bases 57 to 1166 code for a protein of 369 amino acids. Lineage: Eukaryota; Fungi; Ascomycota; Dothideomycetes; Eremomycetales; Eremomycetaceae.
UCACUUAAUAUAAGUCUCGCUCACAAUUAUUUAUCCCGAACCGCUCUUAUUCAACCAUGACUCUCGUUAUCGAUCCUCCGCUCCUCAACUCCGCUUGUCCGUGGGCGACCACAGAAGCAGACCUUCAAGGACUCUAUGAUUGCCCGCAUACUGGAGCGAUCACCAUUCGUACAUCACGUCUAGAUGGCUUCGCUAAUGAUCCGAGCAUUCAUCAAUAUGCUUUCUUCAACCCCUCGUCUCAAACCGCCUCUGCGGAUCCAUCGGCUCCCGCGCCCGGAGCGGAUGCCAGUAUGAAUUCACUCGGAUACAGCCCUAUCAAGCUAGAGGAAUACUUGGGCUACAUUAAGAAUAUUGCAUCGAAAUCCAAGCCGCAGACCCAAGGCGGUUCCGCAAACGAAACGGAUCCCAAGCUGCAACCGAUCAUCAUCUCGGUCACCGGCACUCCUGAGCAGGUUACCGAAUGUUAUCGCCAAAUCACCGCCCUCCAGAAGGAGGUGGAGAUUCCGCUCGCCAUGGAAAUCAACCUCUCGUGCCCCAAUAUCCUCAACAUGCCCCUUCCCGGGUACUCGAGCGAGUCGCUGUCGACAUUCCUCACCGCACUGGCCUACGAGCUGGAGAGGCAGCGUCGCCACCGAAAACCCGCCGGAUCUGCCCGCUCCUCGGGCUCAGCGAGCUCGUUCCAGACGACGGGCGACAAUGUUGCGGGGUGGAGACGGGCGGUCCCGAUCGGUCUCAAGAUGCCGCCCUACACGUAUGCUGGACAAUUCGAGCAAAUGAUCGCGGCAUUGGCGAUUUCGACGUCGCUUGCGUCACCUUGUCCGAUCGCCUUUCUCACCGCGACAAAUACCCUGGGAUCAUGCCUCGUCCUCUCGGAGCAUCAGGACGGAAAGCCGUUCACGCCGGUAUUGAAUACAACCUCGCAAGCGGGGAUUGGAGGGAUGGCUGGCGCGCCACUCCAUCCGCUUGCGCUCGGGAAUGUCAAGAUGCUGAGAGAGCUACUUGAUACAAAUCCCGACCUUGCUCAUAUCAUGAUCAUUGGUGUGGGCGGGGUGUCGGAUCGAGCAGGGUUCGAACGGAUGAGACAUGUUGGCGCUGGGGCGGUUGGUCUUGCAUCGGCUUUGGGUCGAAAGGGCAUCACGGUCUUUAAGGAGAUCCUGGAAGGGUAAAUGUCAAGGCUUCACUGAAAAUCAUCAACUUGAAUCUGGAUAAUUCCACCAUCGAAUGUAACGU